This is a messenger RNA of Poeciliopsis prolifica (blackstripe livebearer), 1398 nucleotides long. RefSeq names its product adrenoceptor alpha 1Ab (gene adra1ab). Gene Ontology annotation, biological process: positive regulation of cytosolic calcium ion concentration; adenylate cyclase-activating adrenergic receptor signaling pathway; cell-cell signaling. Gene Ontology annotation, molecular function: alpha1-adrenergic receptor activity. Gene Ontology annotation, cellular component: membrane. The transcript is spliced from 2 exons. The coding region runs from base 1 to 1398 and encodes 465 amino acids. The record is from RefSeq and is a predicted model, not a curated record. Lineage: Eukaryota; Metazoa; Chordata; Actinopteri; Cyprinodontiformes; Poeciliidae.
AUGGUUUCUACUGAGAACACAAGUGUUUUGUCGCCAGAUGACUUCUGCCCCAACUGCAGCUCAUCCGCCCAGUCGGAGGUGGAUGUGGGCAAGGCGCUGGCGUUGGGGGCGGUGCUGGUGGUGUUUCUGUUGUUCGGCGUCCUCGGUAACAUCCUGGUCAUCCUGUCCGUGCUGCUCCAUCACCAGUGGCGAUCCGUGACGCAUUAUUUCAUCGCCAACUUGGCGGCGGCCGACCUCUUGUUGAGUUCGGCCGUGCUGCCGUUCUCGGCCACCUCAGAGGCGCUUGGCCGGUGGGUGUUCGGACGCUCCUUCUGCACUGUGUGGGCCGCCCUGGACGUCCUCUGCUGCACCGCGUCCAUCCUCAGCCUCUGCGUGAUUUCCAUCGACCGCUAUCUGGCGGUGAGCUACCCCCUGCGCUACCCUGCGAUCGCUACCGGACGGCGCGGCCUGACGGCGGUGGCGGCGCUCUGGGGAGUCUCCGCCGCCAUAUCGGUGGGCCCUCUAUUCGGCUGGAAGGAGCCCGACCCGGAAGACGAAACAGAGUGCCGAAUCACGCAGGAACCUGGAUACGCCUUGUUUUCCGCAUUGGGGUCUUUCUACAUACCGCUAGCCAUCAUCCUGGCCAUGUACUGCCAAGUCUACACCGUGGCAAGACGAGAAACCAAAAGCAUCCGGGAGAGCACGAAGGGAGAGGAGGUGGAGAUGGGAGGAGUCAUGUUGAGGAUGCACAGGGGGAACACGGCGGCUCAGGUGGGGAAACAGGACAACAGUGAGGAAGCGGGGACGCACAAGCGGCCGUCGUUUCCUCUGCCGAAGCUGCUGAGGUUCUCAGGGGAAGAAAAGGCAGCCAGGACUCUUGGCAUUGUGGUCGGCUGCUUCAUCCUGUGCUGGCUCCCCUUUUUUCUGGUUUUACCAAUAGGCUCCAUCUUCCCAUCCUAUAAGCCUCCUGAAACCAUCUUCAAGAUAACCUUCUGGCUGGGUUACCUCAACAGCUGCAUCAACCCCAUCAUCUACCCGUGCUUCAGCCAGGAGUUCAAAAAGGCUUUCCACAACAUGCUGAGAGGGCGCUGCGUAAGAACCGCCGUUCCCGUUACCAAGCAAGGACACAUCGCCGCUCAUUCCUCCAGCCCAGGUCCAACAUCCAACGCAUCCGUCCAAAACCGCGCUGCCGCUUCUUCUUCUUCUUCUUCUUCAUGGGCUUGCUGCAGGACGCUGUCAAUGUCAUCAUCGUCUGUUGGUGGUCAAGACCCGGAUCGGAUUGGACACAUUCAGGGGAAAGGUCUGUUAAAGGCCUGGUGCCUUUCAGCCCGGCGAACCUCUGUGCCACAGAACCCGUCCACAAACGGGUCAACUAAAGUCUUACGUCUCUCUCUUGGCAUUUCCGGCGACGCCGUUUAA